Messenger RNA from Xenopus laevis (African clawed frog), 3887 nucleotides. It is a transcript of the gene rnf125.L, whose product is annotated as ring finger protein 125, E3 ubiquitin protein ligase L homeolog. NCBI's taxonomy places the organism in Eukaryota, Metazoa, Chordata, Amphibia, Anura, Pipidae. The transcript is spliced from 6 exons. Gene Ontology annotation, cellular component: cytoplasm; VCP-NPL4-UFD1 AAA ATPase complex. The coding region runs from base 247 to 915 and encodes 222 amino acids. The record is from RefSeq and is a predicted model, not a curated record. Gene Ontology annotation, biological process: protein polyubiquitination; protein ubiquitination; ubiquitin-dependent protein catabolic process. Gene Ontology annotation, molecular function: ubiquitin protein ligase activity; ubiquitin-protein transferase activity.
CUCCGCCCUGUUCUCGUGUUACCAGCCCUCCUGUUUACUGACGGUUGCGCUGCUGGCAUCAGGCACAUGCGGCUUCGCAACAAAAGAUUCCGCCGCUCAUUGGUUAGCGCUUCGCGUGGAGUUGUAACCCGAGAGCCCAAUCGCAUGCUGAUCGCAGCUGGACAUCGCAAAGAAUUCUCGCCCUACUGACACCGGGGGACUUUCAGCUGCCACUUUCCUAUACCGAGUCCGACUCCCUCCAUAUAGAUGGGCUCCAUCCUCAGCAGCGAGUCCAAGUCACGGUCUCUGAGCGAACAAGAGCCCGACCCCAAUUUCGACUGCGCCGUGUGCCUGGAAGUGCUGAACCGGCCGAUGAGGACGCGCUGUGGGCAUGUCUUUUGCCAAACUUGCAUCAAAGCUAGCCUCCGGAAUAAUACGUACGCCUGCCCUUAUUGCCGCACUCACCUGUCAUCGGAAGGAACCCUGGCUGUGGAUAUAAUGAAGAAGAUGAAAACUGUGUUUCAGAAUUGUGAAGAAUGUGAAGAGAAGGUGUGCCUGAGUGAUAUGAGGGCUCAUUUAAACAUGUGCGAGCAAUACAUUACAAAAUACGGUCCCCUGGAGGAACUUGGAAGAACUACAUGCAGAGAUGAAAUAUUUGCAUGUCCGUUUUGUCACCUGGAAUUUGACGAGGAUGGCCUUGUGCAACAUUGCUUUACCUACCACAGCACAGAAAGCAGACUAGUGGUGUGUCCAAUUUGUCGCCUGAUGCCUGGAGGAGACUCAAGUUACACAACCAGCUUUUUGAAGCAUCUUCAUGCAAGACACUCCAUAUAUUAUGAGAAUUACAUAGAUAUCAACAUUGUGGAAGAAGCACUUAUUGAAAGAGUUCUAGACCUUUCGCUGAUACAUUACAUGAGGCAUACAAACAGAUCCUGAUCUCAGCGGAUUAAGCAUGAACAAGACUAAUGUGGAUUCAUAUGCUAAACGAAGGAACCGAUGAUAAACUGUUUGGCCUGCUAAGAAAGUUUGGCCUGCGCAUCAUUAUUUCCUUUUAUCCAAAUUUUUUGGAGAAAAGACAUACAAAUUCAACUCCCCAUGCUUAAACUAUCGAAUAGUUAUACUCAAUAGACAAAUGAGGGUUAACUCAACUGACGGGCACUGAGACCUGAUAUUAUAUAACAACAUUAGCAAGGACUUUAAACAUUUGGUAGGCUAUAGUUUUAUUGCGUUACGUGUGUUUUCUUGGCUUAAUUUGUUAGUGUCCUAAAUAUUUCUUCUUCCGUUUAGUUAACCCAAAUAUCCCUUCACCCUACUGUCCCCUAAUGUCAUUCCUUCACUGGUCUACUUUAUGGGCCUGUAACUUGCAUGACUCUGGAAAGUCUGAGUCUUGUAGUUCUGAAAGCGCCUGUAAGAAAACGUGAUACAGAGAAAGGAGUGAAUGAGGUAUAUGUCUAUGUCUAUGGGACAAAAAGAAAAAAGUCCAGGCAUAGAAAAUAUAAGUAGCACUGUUUAUUGAAAAAGUGUUGUUUGAUAGGUAAACAGGAUUAAGGCCAAUCUCAUGUUUUUUAAAGGCUACACAUAUAGAUUUUCAUUACAAGUUUGUGCUUUCUUAAGUGUCAUGUGAGCACAUAAAGUGAAACCGCUCACUAAUAAAACACAGUGGCACUUGGAGUUUUAUCACUUCUCAGGGAGAACUGUGCCUACUACUCAGCGGCAUAUUCCCUUUCAGCUGACUGGGAAACAUUUGUUCUAUGGAACAUACCUGUCCUGUGCUGCCAUUAAGAAACAAAUCACCCAGCUGUGACCUCAUUGCAUGUGAUUUCCUACAGCUUAUCCAUGGGUGAUAUAUACAUGGUUACAAAUAAUGGACAAUCCACUUCCAUUGAUAUUUUUAGCCUGUGACAUUCAUUCAGGAUAGCAUCAGGUUAGAUGCUGAAAUGCCAGGAGGCAUGCAGGUCUAAUGACCUUGAGUAUUGCAUCAUCUGGCUGGAUUUUGGUUCUAUAGUAGGAUAUACUCUCUCAGCUCUAUAGCUCUGUAUUGUGAUGGUCUGCCAGACCCUAAAGAAGAAUAUUACUUUCUUUUAUUUUACGUUUUUGUUUAGUUUGACAUCCCUAUCCAUUACAAAUCAAGUUGCUUUGCAUGCAGUGAGACUGUUGCACAGAGGUAACUGAACAUUUGUCACUUAGUAUAGGACUGGGACUGAACCUGCUGUAAGUGGAAUUGGCUUCAGCAUAGCUGUUAACAUGGCUGCGGUAACCCAGACCCCAUAGCACUUUCAUAGAAACCAGAAUAUCUAUAAAACUUUUUUUAGUAAAUACGGAGGAAAAGGUAUUUACUGCAUACACAGGCAAUUAUUCAUAUGUCCAAGAUCCAAUUCAUUUCUGUGUGUACACUUUCUGUGGAAGGUAAUGCAAAAAAGAUCUGUGAUCCCUAUGUUACUUGUAUACACACAGGCAUGUAGAGCUGUGGAGAGCAGAAUGCACAUACACUGUUUUAAUCCAGUCGCUGUCUUUAAUGCAUGUAUAACUGCAUUUAUACAGUGUACGUGAGAAUAAUUGUGAUUAUACUCAGGCAUGACCAAGAACCUUGCUGUGAAAAUCCGAUACAUUUGUUCCCACAAUGAUAUUAGAUCAGGUCUGUUUUUCAGGGGACUGCAGCAUCUCGCCCCCCCACUGAAAUUAUUGGGAGCAAUUGGUCCACUAACCAGUUCCAUUUGCCUGAAUCCAUCAUAAUCAGAUCUUAAAUCAGAACUUAACAGGACUGACUGGGAGUCAAAACAGGCCCUGGCAUUUCAAUUACACAGAGGCCCAAACAGCCCCCCACCAGCCCAAUAAAUAGUGAUUGUCUAUGGCAUCUUACAGUUCUGCCAGAGGGCCUGGCAUUUGCCAAAAUCCACAGAUUGCCAGUCUGGGCCUGGAGCUUUAAAUUUGAAGUGAUCAAGAAGGUUAAUCAAAGGGGUCACAAAGUGGAAAAAUAAAGAUUAAUGGAGUAAGAGUCCAUUAAAUUCCCAGUAGUUUCAAUCUAGAUCAGUGAAAAUGGCAUUUGUUUAUGAAUUUAUAAAUCAGAAAAAGUAACAUCAAUAUGAAGUUGGUGUAAGUUUCUUUGUUGCUUGCCUUGGGCCUAAAUUGCCAGCAAUACUGUUUCUCCAAAUUUUGGUGGUAAGAAAAUUAAAUGUUUUUUUGAGGUGAAACUGUAGCUAACGUGGUUUGAGAAUUUGUGUUAUUUUCUGGUGUAAAGGAACAUUUGACUCCACUUUCAUUUGGGGUUAACUCCACCUUUGUUAAUUCUCCUUGUUUUGCUAACAGAAGUGCUAAAACUACACUUGUAUUGUGCUCGACUUCUGCCGUUUAUUGCCAAUCACUUAAUGAGAUCCUUCCUAUGUAUUGAACAGUUUUGUUUUCUGAUCUUAUGUGUUCACUCCAAAAACAAUGAUCUUUUUGUGUACUAUUUUACGUAUAUUAUACAAGAGCAAGUCUGCUGUUGGACAGAGAGGGCAUUUGCCCUGGCCAGAAAAUAUUCUUGAUUUAAGUUCAAAAUGUACGUAAUGCAAGGAAAUGCAGUCUGUGCCAGUUGAACUGUAUUUGGAUUAGAGUAAUAAUUCAGGAAGUGCGGGAAGUCUACAGGUUUGUCGUGUAGAUGGGAUUUUUGUUCCAAUUAGGAACCUCAGCACUGCAUUAUCCAGGACCCUUGUUCACUAACUCUGCCUCUAAUUUAUACAGUAUCGCUAUGUAAAUAAAAUAUGUGUUUGGAUAAUGAGUAGUUGUUUUUUCUAAUUACUAUUACAAUAUUACCCUUGAAUUUAGAUUUCUUAAUAUUUUUUGUAUAGUACUUGAAUAUUUUUACAGUGGGAAAUCCAUAUUCUAAACAUGUUUUGACACAAUAAACAAAGCGUUUGCUUUAGAACUGA